AUCUCUCUCUCUCUGUCUCUUGGAUCAGCGAUACAGCCCUUGUAAAAUGUAUUGGCUGUGGCUGGCGCUGUGCUUGGCCUCGGCAGCCGUCGGCCAGUACGACGGCAUCGAGCCGCGAUCCGUCGCCUACCCGAGUAAAUCCAACCUCGGGCCCCUCUACAGCAGCUUCAGCGGCCCAGCCGGUUACCGCGACAAUAGCUACGAGGACAAUGCCGUGACGCCGACGCCUUCCCCGACACCCAUUUAUCGCAAUUCCGGCUCGGCACAGCAGCUCUAUAGAAAGCCAUCGGCUUCGAUCGACGCAUCUCGCGAGUUCCAACAUCAAACACCCGUGAGAAUUUCUCAACAGCGUGGCCCGAUUCGUGUGGGGCCUCAGCAAUUCUCGAAGAAUGGUCAGGUAAAACAUAAACUCGAAGAAGAAUUAGAAGAGGAGAAGGACGAGCCUGAUCGUCUGAGCCUUUUGUUGCCCCAAAGUAAGUUUGACUGUGUUGGAAAACAAACGGGUUAUUAUGCUGACGAGGAACUUAAUUGCGAGGUAUUCCACUACUGCCAAGACAAUGCCAAGCACUCGUGGAUUUGCCCCGAGGGAUUCACUUUCCAUCAGGUGCAUUUAAUUUGUAUGCCGCCAAAUGGAGAUAUUACGUGUAAGAAGAGCUCACAGUAUCACUUCGUUAAUGAAUAUCUUUACAAGCCUUUGAACCUUGACGAGGCUGAGAACAAACCCAAUGUUACUUUAAGAUACAGUGAAAGAUACUUCCCCUCUGACAUUUACACGGAUGAGCGAGAAAACAACGAAUACCGCGCAAGUUCGUCAGUUCCUGCUCGACGACCUGUGUACCUUGCCCAGCAACCCAUACCCACGAUCAACAGCCUGCCGACCGGAGGCCGUCCGCAGCCUUCGCCUUCGACGACUCAGUACCGGAUUCCCGUGAAUCAAGUGUUCCGCAGUCCUGAAGAAGUCAAUAUACCGCUCCAGCAAAGACGGCCCCAGCUUCAAUCACCUCAGGGUUUAAGAAGGUUCCCCCAGGUCAGACCCGACGAGGAGGAUUACGAGUAGACUCGUAUGCACCGCGCAUUGUAAAGAAUUGAGAUGUAACAUCCUUUCUUGGGUCUUUUGCGGAUAAGAAGAGGCCCUUCACGAACCUGCAGGUGGCCUGAAAAAAUUUUCUCGAUAACCACAUUUUUUAAUUCGCUCUUUUCAAAAAAAAAAACGAAUGGAAUUUUAUAUUAUUGUCAUUGUUAUUAUUUUUGUGCUUCUUGGCACUUUACGUUAUACUCGUUUCGUCUAAAUUCAAUUUCACGUUACUGUUUUAAGUAUCGAUUCUCCGAGUCCACAAUAAAAUUUCACCGCAUAUUAUACUAUUGCUCAAAUUCAUUUUGAUUAAAU
Molecule: messenger RNA, 1387 nt
Organism: Ceratosolen solmsi marchali
Lineage: Eukaryota; Metazoa; Arthropoda; Insecta; Hymenoptera; Agaonidae
Exons: 5
Coding region: 47-1057 (336 amino acids)
Cellular component (GO): extracellular region
Molecular function (GO): chitin binding
Source: RefSeq, a predicted model, not a curated record